UUGCCCGCUGCUGGCUGGCUGCUCUCCAGACCCAAGCCAAGUGUGUAAGCGAACCCAUCCUAAUGAAUUAAUGAAUGGCUCCUGCAAGAGCCACUGAAGCCAGGAGAGAAGAGCGCAGGGAGACGGAGGAGAAGGGGACCAGCAGACAGCUCUCCGGCCAUUGAUCUCCUUCCUAUGACAAUCUGGUGCGCACAACCAGGCAGAGAAGAGAGACACAAAGGAGGAGAAGGCGAUGGCGUGGGACCAGCAUGGCCGGCGCCCUUUGUGCCAACUCGGGGGGUCUCCGUCGCUGCUUCUAUGUUACUCCAGAGCUGCCUUGGGUCAACUGGUACCGGCCACCACCGAACCCCCCAAAAAGAAGCCGGAUCCAGUCACUUCAGAGACUGUGGUGAUCUGGGGCCUGCGCCUCUGGCAAGUGGUUGGGAUAUUUGCCCUUUUUGUCAUGAGCGUCAUCAUCACUUUGUGCUGCAUCUUCAAGUGCCGCAUCCCCAGGACCAAGAAGGAGAUCGAGGCACGCUACGCCAAGCGACAAGCGGCCAAGAAAUAUGCAAACAAGCUGGAGUCGGUGCCGCCCCUCAAUGAACUCACCGAGAUCCCAGGAGGCUCCACUGAAAGCCUUCCGACUCUUUCCGGCCAAGUCGACUCUCGAACCCAGAACUCCCUGCCAGCAGUGAAGGAGGAAGAGGAAGUACCCCCGCAGGACCACUAGGGGGCAGGCUUUGCUUACUUUCCUGCUGAUCUGAUUCUUGUUUUCAUCCCACUUUCAU
Messenger RNA from Anolis sagrei ordinatus, 767 nucleotides. It is a transcript of the gene TMIE, whose product is annotated as transmembrane inner ear. The record is from RefSeq and is a predicted model, not a curated record. Gene Ontology annotation, biological process: sensory perception of sound; inner ear morphogenesis. NCBI's taxonomy places the organism in Eukaryota, Metazoa, Chordata, Lepidosauria, Squamata, Anolidae.